Messenger RNA from Colletotrichum tamarilloi, 252 nucleotides. RefSeq lists its product as uncharacterized. NCBI's taxonomy places the organism in Eukaryota, Fungi, Ascomycota, Sordariomycetes, Glomerellales, Glomerellaceae. The transcript has a single exon. The coding region runs from base 1 to 252 and encodes 83 amino acids. The record is from RefSeq and is a predicted model, not a curated record.
AUGAAACCCUUUCCGAUCCAGCCGCACACCGCCGCGUAUCAAUUCCGCGAUAGCCUCAGCAUGGCCGUAUCUCGCCGCAACCAUGAGCGGCGUCCACCCAAGACGGCUCUCCACGUCCGGGUUCGCGGAUUCAGCCAAAAGGAUCCGAAUGCAAUCACUCCCGCAGCCAUGACGGGCCGCCACAUGCAGUGCCGCUUCCCCCUGCGCGUUGAACUCGUCGGUGGGUACGCCGAGCUUGACGACGGACUCUAG